Molecule: messenger RNA, 252 nt
Organism: Panicum virgatum (switchgrass)
Lineage: Eukaryota; Viridiplantae; Streptophyta; Magnoliopsida; Poales; Poaceae
Source: the annotation of a RefSeq genome assembly
AUGUCUGGAAGCACGGGAGAACGUUCUUUCGCUGAUAUUAUUACCAGUAUUCGAUACUGGGUUAUUCAUAGCAUUACUAUACCUUCCCUAUUCAUUGCGGGUUGGUUAUUUGUCAGUACAGGUUUAGCUUAUGACGUGUUUGGAAGUCCUCGACCAAACGAGUAUUUCACGGAAAGCCGACAAGGAAUUCCAUUAAUAACCGACCGUUUUGAUUCUUUAGAACAACUAGAUGAAUUUAGUAGAUCCUUUUAG